Messenger RNA from Hypomesus transpacificus, 2330 nucleotides. RefSeq names its product tetratricopeptide repeat domain 38 (gene ttc38). NCBI's taxonomy places the organism in Eukaryota, Metazoa, Chordata, Actinopteri, Osmeriformes, Osmeridae. Bases 54 to 1454 code for a protein of 466 amino acids. The transcript is spliced from 14 exons. The record is from RefSeq and is a predicted model, not a curated record. Gene Ontology annotation, molecular function: protein binding.
UCCAUUCCUGUCGGGGAAGUUUUGUAGAAACCUGCAGAAGAAAGUUGAACACUAUGAUUGCAUCGAGUUUUAGAGACUGCAAGGCUUGGAGAUCGGAAGGUCUCCCAUUGUCCACCUCUAGCAAUGAGGCAUGUAAGAUGUAUGAUGCCAUACUUACCCAGUACGUGACAUGGCGAAAUGAUGAGACUCUGGGAGGAGUUGAGGGCUGCAUGUCUGCUGUCAGGGCUGCCGACCCUGACUUUGUGAUGGGUCACGUGAUCACCACGGGGCUGGAGCUGGUGGGCACGGGGAAGUCGGUGCGUCUGGACGAGGGCCUGGCGGCGGCCGUGAGGACGACGGUGGAGCUGGCUCGGUCCCAGGACGUCACCCCCAGGGAGCGGCUCCACGUCAGGGCCAUGGAGCUCUUCUCUAAGGGGAGUUUCCCCAAGGCGUGUGAUGUGUGGGAGGAGAUCCUGGUGGAGCAUCCAACUGACCUGCUGGCCCUCAAGUUUGCCCACGAUGGCUUCUUCUACCUGGGGGCCCAGACCCAGAUGAGAGACUCUGUGGCCAGGGUGCUGCCCCACUGGAAACCACACAUGCCCCUGUACAGCUACCUUAAAGGACUGUACUCUUUUGGUCUCCUGGAGACUCACUUCUACGACCAGGCUGAGAAGAUGGCCAAAGAGGGGCUGGCCAUGACUCCCGAGGACGCCUGGUGCGUCCACUCAGUGGCCCACGUCCAUGAGAUGAAGGCGGAGGUGGACAAGGGCCUCAAGUUCAUGGAGAGCACCGAGAAGGACUGGGAGGUGUGUGACAUGCUGGCCUGUCACAAUUACUGGCACUGGGCACUGUACUACAUCGAGAAGGGGGAGUACGAAGCGGCGCUGAGAAUAUUUGAUAGCCAGGUGUCCAGACGAGGUUCUGCCUCUGGGGCCAUGCUGGACACAGUGGAUGCCUGCUCUCUGCUCUACAGACUGGAGAUGGAGGGUGUAUGCGUGAAGGACCGGUGGCGGGAGUUGCAUCAGCGCAUACUGCCCCACACGGAUGACCACGUGCUGCUGUUCAACGACCUCCACUUCCUCAUGGCAUCUCUGGGCUCCAAAGAGACACACGCGCCCCACAGACUGGUGGAGGGCCUCAGGGAUCUGGCCAGUGCCCCGGAAGAGAACUGGCAGCACCAGCUGGCAGGGGACCUGGGUGUGCCCAUGUGCCAAGCUGUGCUGGAGUACGACCAGGGGAACUUCAGCCGCACCGUGGACCUGCUGCUGCCCUUGCGCUACCGCAUCCAGCAGAUAGGGGGCAGCGAUGCGCAGAGGGAUGUCUUCAACCAGUUGCUCAUCCAUGCCGCCAUGAAGUCGGGAGAAAAACACCAUCACAAACUAGCCAGGUGUUUACUGGUGGAGCGUGACGCAGCCAGACCUAACUCCCCACUCACUGACCGCCUUAUCCAGAGAGCCCACGCCCUGCAUGUCUGAACAAGGCUGGGGCUAAGGGCUGUGGGUCAUAGACUGGAACCAGGGCCUGGGGCCUUAAGGCUGGGCACCACGGCUCCAUGCUGAGGAGAAAGGUUCCAGAGCUGCUGUGGGAUGUCUUCCAAAUAAGUCUCUUAUCUAACGUAACAAUAGAUGCCAGAAUCCACUAACAUAAAUUUCUUUUGAAAUGUUUAUUGUAAACAUACAAUCGCUUUGUUCUUGAGAUUAAUGACAAUUCUUGUUUGAAAUGUAAAUGUUUCAUAUCCAAAAAUGUGCCUUGGUAUGCCAAUAAAAUGCCAUCUGUACAAGGAGUUCAUAGACCAAUGUUUUAAUACAUUUAAGGCCUUGAAACAUCUUAAAAAAGGCCAGAUUUUCAUCUGAGGUCUGAAAUUUAAUUUAGUCAGGUCUAAAAAAGAUAAUGCCAAGUUAUAAAACAGAAUACUCUGCCUUCUAAUUAUACUUACAAAACAAGUGAAAGUUUGCUGAAGGAUUUCUAAGAACUUGUCACAAAAUACAGUGACGAUAAGUAGACUUUUCUUGAAUAGACAUAUUUAUUUCUGCAAUAUGGUUAAAUAUUAAACAAAAAAUGUACAGUUUACUGUCUAUUUAGUGUGGGAAUGUUUUGGUACCUCACGAUUCUUAUCGAUUCUUGGGGGCACGAUUCGAUAAAAAAUCAAUUUUAAUCAAAUUGCGAUUCAUUAUAUGCUUACAUAAAAUUAAAUUGUGAAUCACUAGAAAACUGAAUCGCAUUUCAUAUGUGAAUCGAUUUUUCCCCCACCCCUAGCACUUAGUGCUGAAUGAAAUGAAAUUAGGUUGCUAAUGUGAUUACUUUAUCUGUAAAUUAAAUGUAUGCGUUUUCAAUGACUGAAUUCUUUUUUU